AAAGCAGUGACAUGAGGUAGAAAGUUGAUAAAUGUGGAGGGCGUGGUUGAGUUUGUAAUUGGAGAGCAGCCAUGGGAGAGGAAGUGAGCAACAAGCAGGUGAUCUUGAGAGAUUUCGUCACUGGGUUUCCUAAGGAAUCAGAUUUCCAUGUCAGGACCUCUUCCAUUUGCUUGAAGCUUCCUCAAUCCUCCAAAAAUGGCGUUUUGGUGAAGAAUCUCUUCUUAUCCUGUGAUCCCUACAUGAGAAUCCUCAUGCUCCAAGCCUACGUGCCGUUCCCCAUCGAUUCUUUCACUCCGGGCUCGGUGAUAUAUGGGUAUGGCGUGGCGAGGGUUUUGGAAUCAAGAGACCCGAAUUUGAAAGAAGGCGAUUUGGUAUGGGGAGUAACAGGUUGGGAAGAAUAUAGUGUGAUUGAAGAGACACAAAAGCUGUUCAAAAUCCAACAUUUAGAUGUCCCUCUGUCGUAUUACACUGGAAUUCUUGGUAUGCCGGGUGUUACAGCAUACUUUGGAUUCUAUGAUGUUUGUUGUCCCAAGAAAGGGGAGUCUGUGUUUGUUUCAGCUGCUUCUGGUGCUGUUGGUCAGCUUGUUGGUCAGUUUGCUAAGCUGUUGGGUUGCUAUGUUGUUGGUUCUGCUGGUACUCAACCAAAGAUUGAGCUCCUCAAGAACAAGUUUGGAUUUGACGAAGCUUUCAACUACAAAGAAGAACCCAACUUGGAUGCAGCUCUCAAAAGAUACUUCCCAAAAGGCAUUGAUAUCUACUUUGAAAACGUGGGAGGCAAAAUGCUGGAUGCCGUUCUUGGGAACAUGAGUAUCCAUGGAAGAAUUGCAGUGUGUGGAAUGAUAUCACAAUAUAAUCUGGAGAACACAGAGGGAGUACACAACUUGAUGAAUAUUGUUUUGCAGCGAAUUCGUAUGCAAGGCUUUGAAUGUUUUGAUUACUACCAUCGCUAUUCUGAGUUUUUGGAUGCUGUUUUGCCGCUCAUUCGUGCGGGGAAGCUUAGUUAUGUGGAGGACAUAGCCGAUGGCCUCAACGCUGGCCCUGCCGCUCUUGUCGGCCUCUUCUCUGGCCGCAAUGUUGGGAAGCAAGUCGUUGCUGUGGCGGCUCAAUCUUGCAUUUGAAUCACUUGUUUGGAGAUUGUCUUUCAUGUUUGAUUUGUAUUGUCUUCCUUGAAUUUCCCUUUCUUUUCUUGAAAAUUGCAAAAUAAUGUUGGAAUAUGAAUGAGAAAUUGAAGCUCGAGGUUUGGAAUUACGGAUC
Messenger RNA from Cucurbita pepo subsp. pepo (vegetable marrow), 1254 nucleotides. Its product is annotated as 2-alkenal reductase (NADP(+)-dependent). The record is from RefSeq and is a predicted model, not a curated record. NCBI's taxonomy places the organism in Eukaryota, Viridiplantae, Streptophyta, Magnoliopsida, Cucurbitales, Cucurbitaceae. Gene Ontology annotation, molecular function: 2-alkenal reductase [NAD(P)H] activity.